Molecule: messenger RNA, 1050 nt
Organism: Adineta steineri
Lineage: Eukaryota; Metazoa; Rotifera; Eurotatoria; Adinetida; Adinetidae
Source: the annotation of a GenBank genome assembly
AUGACUGAUAUAGUCCUAGAAUCUCAAUCUUCAUCCUUAUAUGGAAUGGCACCACCAAUAAGUGAUGAAGCUAUGGAUGCGAAACGAAAAGCAUUAGAGAUUCUUGUUGCUCAACCUGAACGAGAUCGACCUCCAGUACCCAAUCAUCUUUUAAAUUCUAAACUUUUUGUUAAAUUAAAAGGUAAUAAAUUAAUUGAAGUAACACCACAUGAAAUACAUUUCGAUGGAUUCGAAUUAAAUCAAAUUCAUACACGUGAAAUACAUAUAUUAAAUCGUUCAUCUGAAGUUUUACGUAUUGAUAUUAUUCCACCACAAACAUCAUUUUUUCAAAUUGAUUAUAAAAAACCACAACGUCUUGUCACAGGUUUUUCUAUACAUGUUAAAAUCUACUUUAAACCAACACAAUGGCAAUAUUAUCAUGAUGCUAUACGUAUACAUACACCUGAACGUGAUCAUCAUUUAAUUGUACCAAUACAUGCAUAUCCAAUAAUAUUACUUGAUGGAAUUUUACCAAAUUCAUAUCAAUUUGCCAAUACACCUAUUGGACAAGUUGCAACAAAAACAUUUUCAUUUCAAUCAGGAGCACCCAUUGAAUUUCAAUAUCGGAUUGAAAUGCUUAGUCAAGAUCCAGCGUUGACUAUCGAACCAGUAGAAGGUACCAUUGAGAAAGCAAAUGUUACAAAUAUAACUGUAACAUAUGCACCAACAGCAUUUUGUACAUCACGUUUAGCAGUUGCUAUAAUUGUAUCACAAUUUCAUGUACAACCAUUUCUUUGUACCUUUGUUGGCAAAUGUAUUCCAGGUCUUGCUAGAGAUUUAGCUAAAAAAACUCUUGGCAUGAGUGGUCAAUUUUCAACAGAUAAUAUUAAUUUAUUAACAAAAAAAUUACCAAUAGCUACAUCUUCAAUACCAUCAACCACAAAACAAAAAUUAACUAAACAACCAAUGACAGAAUCUAUUAUGGAUAAAGAUAUUGAACGUGAUGGUCUUCGUAUACCAAAAAAAAUUGAUUCAACAUGGGCUGUAUCAAAAGUACUUUUACAAAAAAAA